AUGCAACAUAUCCAACGUACAGUGAAGAAAAAAGUUUGUCAAAAUCGCGAUGACGAAUGGGGAGAUGAAGUUCGCGUACGUGUUAUGGGAGCAACGAGUGAUCUGCAUGCAGCUGGUGGACGGUACCUACUAUCUCUCAUGCUAUACAAAAUUAAUGGAUUCAUGGCCGCUCGAAAUGUUGAGAGCGCACAUAGCAAAGGGGCCUUUAGUAUUUCAAGUGAAGAGGAUGAAGGUUUUACGGUUAUCUCCACUAUGAACAGUAAUCGUAGUCGUAUGUGGAAUUUUGUAGAACUGUAUGCUUCCUACAUAAGCAAUGGUGGUAUAAGAGGCCGUAGAAUUUUAAUUUCAGAUCUUUUAAACUAUUUUGGUAAUGAUGUUGUGGUUCUUAGCUCAUCAGGAAUAGCUAGUAUCAUUUGCUUCCGUAAAGAAACAGCACACAUUCUUAAUUUCAAAAAUUCUGAGGAUGAUGACUUUAACAUGUUCAGAAUUGCUUCUAAAAUUAAAUCCGGGAACUGA
This is a messenger RNA of Ceutorhynchus assimilis (cabbage seed weevil), 516 nucleotides long. NCBI's taxonomy places the organism in Eukaryota, Metazoa, Arthropoda, Insecta, Coleoptera, Curculionidae. The record is from the annotation of a GenBank genome assembly.